Messenger RNA from Acomys russatus (golden spiny mouse), 1457 nucleotides. It is a transcript of the gene Got1, whose product is annotated as glutamic-oxaloacetic transaminase 1. The coding region runs from base 89 to 1330 and encodes 413 amino acids. NCBI's taxonomy places the organism in Eukaryota, Metazoa, Chordata, Mammalia, Rodentia, Muridae. The record is from RefSeq and is a predicted model, not a curated record. Gene Ontology annotation, biological process: L-aspartate biosynthetic process. Gene Ontology annotation, cellular component: cytosol. The transcript has 9 exons. Gene Ontology annotation, molecular function: L-aspartate:2-oxoglutarate transaminase activity; pyridoxal phosphate binding.
AAGGUGAGACUCUCCUCCGGUCGCCGCGCCCCGCACCUCACCGAGUAGCUCCCGGCUCGCGCUCGAGGUCUCUGCAGAUUCCGUGGAGAUGGCGCCUCCGUCAGUCUUUGCCCAGGUUCCACAGGCUCCUCCGGUGCUGGUCUUUAAGCUCACCACGGACUUCCGGGAUGACCCAGAUCCCCGCAAGGUUAACCUCGGCGUGGGAGCAUACCGCACAGAUGACUCUCAGCCCUGGGUUUUGCCGGUAGUGAGGAAGGUGGAACAGAAGAUCGCUAAGGACAACAACCUCAACCACGAAUACCUGUCCAUCCUGGGCCUGGCCGAGUUCCGGAGCUGUGCUUCUCAACUCGUACUUGGGGACAACAGCCCAGCUCUCAAGGAGAAUCGGGUUGGAGGUGUGCAGUCUUUGGGAGGAACAGGUGCACUUCGAAUUGGAGCUGACUUCUUAGGGCGAUGGUACAAUGGCACUAACAACAAGGACACCCCCAUCUAUGUGUCGUCGCCAACCUGGGAGAACCAUAAUGCUGUGUUUUCUGCUGCUGGCUUUAAAGACAUCCGGUCCUACCGCUACUGGGAUGCAGAGAAGAGAGGACUGGACUUCCAGGGUUUCCUGAGUGAUCUGGAGAAUGCUCCCGAGUUCUCCAUCAUUGUCCUCCAUGCCUGUGCACACAACCCAACUGGGACCGACCCGACCCCAGAGCAGUGGAAGCAGAUCGCUGCCGUCAUGAAGCACCGUUUUCUGUUCCCUUUCUUUGACGCAGCCUAUCAGGGCUUUGCGUCUGGCGACCUAGAGAAAGAUGCGUGGGCUGUUCGCUAUUUUGUGUCUGAAGGCUUCGAGCUCUUCUGUGCCCAGUCCUUCUCCAAGAACUUCGGGCUCUACAAUGAGAGAGUGGGCAAUCUGACCGUGGUUGGAAAGGAAUCUGACAGCAUCCUGCGGGUCCUUUCCCAGAUGGAGAAGAUUGUGCGAAUCACUUGGUCCAAUCCCCCAGCCCAGGGAGCACGGAUCGUGGCCUGCACCCUCUCUGACCCUGAGCUCUUUAAGGAAUGGAUAGGUAAUGUGAAGACGAUGGCCGACCGCAUCCUAACCAUGAGAGCUCAACUCAGGGCCCGCUUAGAAGCUCUCAAGACUCCGGGGACCUGGUCUCACAUCACUGACCAGAUUGGAAUGUUCAGCUUCACAGGGCUGAACACCAAGCAGGUGGAGUAUCUGGUCAAUGAGAAGCACAUUUACCUGCUGCCGAGCGGUCGGAUCAACAUGUGCGGCCUAACCACCAAAAACCUAGAUUACGUCGCUACCUCCAUCUACGAAGCCGUCACCAAAAUCCAGUGAAGAAACACCGCGUAGUUCAUGCCACCAAAGCGGUUCUUUGUCACGUCUUCCCUGCCUGCGCAAACUUAGCUGUACUUGCCCCUGGAUUGGAGAUGACCGUGGCGAGGCAACUGUUGCUUAGCUGUUC